Messenger RNA from Oldenlandia corymbosa var. corymbosa, 1239 nucleotides. NCBI's taxonomy places the organism in Eukaryota, Viridiplantae, Streptophyta, Magnoliopsida, Gentianales, Rubiaceae. The record is from the annotation of a GenBank genome assembly.
AUGUCUUUCACGGAGACAGUUCGUCUGAAAGUAUACUGGAAUACUACUUAUACAACUGAACCUGAUGGGACUAUCACGGUACACCGGGAUGCGCCGGACGGUUAUCUUAUCAUUGAUCGUAUGUUAGAUUUCUCGGAACUUGUUGAUAAGGUAUGUGGUGUGAUGGAAGUUGAUAGAGAAGGGCUGUAUAUUGAUUUUUCUUUGUUAUGGAACGAGAGGUCAGGAAAAAGGUCUCGUGUGCACAUUAAUGAUGAUAAUACUGUUCGGUUCAUUUAUCAUUGUGCUGAUAAAUGGCCAGAAUUGUACCCUAAAAAUGUUGAGAGAAUAGGCCAUGUUUAUGCAAGUACAUCUGGCCAGGAUAUUUGUGCCAGCACUAGUGCUUGUAGAACAGUUGAAGACAAUGAAGAUGAAAAUGGAGAUGAAAAUGAAGAUAAAGAUGAAGAUGAAGAUGAAGAUGCCGGGGGUGUCGAAAGCAGUGAUGAUGAGUACGUCCCAUCGGAUGAGGACUCAGAUGACGACAUUGAUUUUGAGUCAUCUUCUUUAGUCCCAUAUGUUUUCGAUGACAUCAGUGGAUGGGACAAGACUUUAGAGGAAGUAGAUUGUGAUGGGAUUAAAAUGUGGGAUGGCAAUCCAUUGACGCUAGGCCUUGAUGUGCAUUUCACCAACAAGCCUGAGGCACAGGUGGCAGUGGAAGAAUGGAACUUAGUACAUGGUCGGACUUUCCGGGUGAAAACGAGCUCUAAACGAUCAUGGCAUGUCGAAUGCGAGACCUGUAGACCAAAAUAUCCGAAAGAGCGUCUUCACGGCUAUGAUUGCCUGUGGAAGGCGCGAGUUUCGCUACAGAAGGCCAUCGCUAUAUCUCUAGAUCCGGAGUAUCUCUUGUGGUACCAUCAGGUUACUGUAAAGUAUGUUACGGAUCCGACAGACUCUGAAAAUGCGAGGGGUUUUCACGGCUCUGCAGAGACCUUGCGCCUCAUGGCCACAUUGAUGGAGGACGUUCGUAGUCUGAGUAUUAUAGGCCAGCGUACUUUCGACGCGGACUCCUUUGGUUAUGAUCGCUUAGGCGAGAUUGCCCAGGUUGCUGAGGGGGCGUUGUCCGUCAAUGCAACGAAUGUUGUACGUCACGAUCUCGAUAGGCAUGUUGAGGUUAAUGACAUUUUGAGUCAAGAACUUGCACCUGUAGACCCGACCCAGCAACAUCCACCUCCUAGACCUCCGAGGCGUUCGCGCAGGUCUUAG